Molecule: messenger RNA, 1985 nt
Organism: Clupea harengus (Atlantic herring)
Lineage: Eukaryota; Metazoa; Chordata; Actinopteri; Clupeiformes; Clupeidae
Gene: secisbp2l
Product: selenocysteine insertion sequence-binding protein 2-like
Exons: 11
Coding region: 457-1896 (479 amino acids)
Cellular component (GO): mitochondrion; ribonucleoprotein complex
Molecular function (GO): mRNA 3'-UTR binding; ribonucleoprotein complex binding; selenocysteine insertion sequence binding
Source: RefSeq, a predicted model, not a curated record
UUCCGUACCAGAUGACUCCCACUUUACGUUUUGCUGCGACGGUCCAAUGAAGAGCAGCUAGCAACAGUGAUGCUUCAACAUUUACUACUUCGCCGACGGGGUGUGUUUUCCCUUAGUAGCCCAGUAUAAACAAUGAUGAAAUUAACUGCAAAGACAUCCUGACAUCCACAACAUAAUCAAUGUGGGUCCAUCACAGUUUCGGUGACCGACAUGGACACAAGUGACAGCAAGGUAAAUUUAAUUUUUUUGCUAGGGUGCAUAAGUGGAUGCCUUUUUCUUGCCGAAGAAGCUAUGGUUAGCUAGCUAGCUACAAGUAACGUAAGAUCCCUUCUGCGGUAAACGUCAUUUCAGUGUAAUUCAACUGGUGAGAACAACUAUUACCAGGAUGUGAAGCUUUCUGCCGAAGUGGAGCCGUUCAUCCCUCAGAAGAAAGGUCUUGAUUCUGCCCUAGUCACCAUGAGCUUGUCCGGAGAGGGUGGAGGGGGUGGGGGUGGAGGCAGUGGGGUCGAACCCACCCCCAUCCCCAGCUACCUUAUCACCUGCUAUCCCUUCGUCCAGGAGAACCAGCCCAAUAGGCAGCUCCCCAUGUACAGCAGUGACAUGCGCUGGCAGCAGCCCAACCCCAGCCCUGCGGGGGGCCCGUACCUGGCCUACCCCAUCCUGUCCUCGCCACAGCCCCCCGUCUCCAACGAUUACGCCUACUACCAGAUCAUGCAGGCCCCAUGCCCUCAGAUGAUGGGCUUCUACCAGCCUUUCCCCACUCCCUAUGGAGGCCCGGUCCAGCCCGGCGUGGUCAAUCCUGUCUCCGCCGACUGCAGUGAGCGCCUCCCGCCCCCCAGCCAGACGUUUGGGCUGGCCAACCAGAGAGGGAGGGGCUUGACCCGAUCUACUGCCCCGCCUAAGCCACAGCCCAUGCUUCAGCCCAUGCUUCAGCCCAUGCUUCAGCCCAUGCUUCAGCCCAUGCGAGCGAAGAGAAUGCCCCCGCGUAGGGACGUGGCUGUGCAGAAGGAGGGGGGCGUGUCAGGCCCGGAUGGCAGGCAGAAGACCGUGCUGCUGGUGGACGCAGCGCAGCAGACAGAUUUCCCUGGCGAGGCUAGCGGGCGGAAUGUGCCAGAGUGUGCCAGCCCGCAGUCGUGGAAAAGCAAGCCCCGCCGCCGCCGACCCUCCCACCCGGCCGAGUCCUCCAGCGAGCAGGGUGCCAGCGAGGCCGACAUCGACAGUGACAGUGGUUACUGCAGCCCCAAACACAACCAGGCUGCUGCUGCUGCUGCUGCUGCUUCCUUACUCCCUGCCUCCCGACCCGGAGAGCCCCCUACUGCCGCUCCAUCGGCCGUUGAAACUGGUGUGAUGACGGCUGUGAGCUGGGUGAAUGUGGCCUCUCAGGCUGGCCAGAAGCCUUGGGGAGACAGAAACCCCCCCUUCCACAGACCAGCCAAGCCCCCGGAGAAGAGGACCUUCCCCCAAGAUCUCCAGGUGGGCUACCAGGGUCAUGGGUCCCCAAUGGGAGCUGCCCCAGACAAGAGUGUGUGCGGACCAAAGAGGCUGCAGCAGGGCACAGUGCAGCCCGCACCUCAGAUCCCAGGCACGGAGCUCACCCCAGAGCCGCUCUACUUCGAGGAUGAAGAUGAGUUUCCUGAGCUGGCCAGCGGCGGGGCUCCUGUGCGGAACAAACCGGAACCGGUCCAGCCCAAGAUGCCCAAAGGCCUGCUGGAGAACCUGCUGGAGAACUCGCCCAUCAACAUUGUCCAGACGCCCAUCCCCAUCACCACAUCCGUCCCAAAGAGAGCCAAGAGCCAGAGGAAGAAGGCCCUCGCCGCCGCCCUGGCCACCGCCCAGGAGUACUCCGAGAUCAGCAUGGAGCAGAAGAAGCUCCAGGUCCGCACACACGACCUCUGACCUUUAAUCACAAAACGCAAACAUCAUACUGAAGUAGUGUGGAAACUCAACAGAGGCGCAACGCUGCUGUAAAGAAGGGCAGCGUUCAG